Messenger RNA from Ipomoea nil (Japanese morning glory), 3625 nucleotides. RefSeq names its product structural maintenance of chromosomes protein 5. The transcript is spliced from 30 exons. The record is from RefSeq and is a predicted model, not a curated record. Gene Ontology annotation, molecular function: ATP binding; ATP hydrolysis activity. The coding region runs from base 193 to 3348 and encodes 1051 amino acids. Lineage: Eukaryota; Viridiplantae; Streptophyta; Magnoliopsida; Solanales; Convolvulaceae. Gene Ontology annotation, cellular component: Smc5-Smc6 complex. Gene Ontology annotation, biological process: double-strand break repair via homologous recombination.
CUAAACAUCUAUCGGCGACUGGUACACUCGUGUGCACGUCACAGACCAAAGUAAUAAUAUAUCUCUCACGCUUCCCCAGUUUGGCGCCAAAAGUUUGCUCACACUUCACAUAACUCGGCAGCAGCAGCAGCAGCAGCAGAGCAUACUUGCUACAGUGAUCGUCUAUCCCGCAGGAAACCCUAGUAAGCUCUCAUGGCGGAGCCCGGCGCUAAGAGAAUCAAGAUUACGAGGGGUGAAGAUGAUUAUAUGCCUGGUAACAUAACUGAGAUUGAGCUUCAUAAUUUCAUGACCUUUAGUCAGUUGAAGUGCAAACCAGGCUCACGGUUAAACCUUGUAAUUGGACCUAAUGGCUCUGGUAAGAGCUCACUUGUUUGUGCAAUAGCACUUGGUCUUGGUGGGGAGCCUCAGCUUUUGGGAAGGGCUUCUAGUAUUGGAGCCUUUGUAAAGCGUGGGGAAGAUAAUGGUUACAUUAAAAUAUCCUUGAGAGGGGACACUAAGGAGGAGUUAAUCACCAUCAUGCGGAAGAUAGAUGCCAAAAACAAGUCUGAGUGGUUAUUUAAUGGGAAAGUUGUGCCCAAAAAGCAUGUACUUGAAAUCAUUAAAAGAUACAAUAUCCAAGUGAACAACUUGACUCAAUUUCUACCACAAGACAGGGUCUGCGAGUUUGCUAAGUUGACUCCAGUUCAACUUCUUGAAGAGACCGAAAAAGCUGUGGGUGAUCCUCGGUUGCCUGUCAUGCAUAGUUCACUUAUUACUAAGAGUGAAGAAUUGAAGAAACUGGAACGAACCAUACAGAGCAGCAAAGAAACUCUAGAUCAACUGAAGCAAGCCAAUGCUGAAAUUGAAGGUGAUGUUGAACGCUUUCGCCAGAGGGAUCUACUUCUAGCAAAGGCUGAACAGAUGAAGAUGAAAUUGCCCUGGCUGCAAUAUGACCUUAAGAAAGUUGCAUAUAAGGAAGCUAAAAAUCGUGAGAAAGAUGCAAAAAAAAAGGUUGAUGAUGCAGCUAAGACAUUGAAUGAACUUAUGGAACCUAUUAAGAAACAGAAACAAGAGAAAGUUGCACAGGAUGGGAUAUGUAAAGAAUUGAGUGAUCUUUUGGACAAUAAUGCUGAAAAGCGUAUGGGCAUUUUGGAGCAUGAUAACCAUUUGGUUGUGCAAAUACAUGGAAAGUACCAGGAAAUGGAAGAUCAAAGGAGGCAGGAAGAAUCUCGUCAAGAAAAGCUUUCUAAAGCUCUAAACGAUCUCAGAGAUGCUGAAUUAGAGCUUGCAAAUUUGCCUACUUCUGAACAUCCCAAAAAUGAACUUGAAGGUUUGCGUACUAUAAUUUUUGAACUGCAAGUCACUGCAAGAGAACUGAGGUCUCAGAAGUUUGAAGCAGAGAAGUCCCUUGAACGAAAUAGGACAUCCUUGAGGCAGUGCCUAGAGAAAUUAAGGGAACUGGAGAACAUGAACAACAAACGCUUACAUGAAUUGCGGAACUCUGGAGCUGAAAAGAUUUUUGAGGCUUAUCGUUGGGUGAAGGAACAUCGUAAUGAGUUCAAUAAAGAUGUCUAUGGUCCAGUUGCAAUUGAGGUAAACAUUUCCAGUACAACCCACGCAAAUUAUCUUGAGGGUCAUAUUCCAUUUUAUGCAUGGAAGGCAUUUAUUACACAAGAUUCUGCUGACCGUGACCUCUUGGUUAAAAACCUCAAGUCAUUUGAUGUCCCAAUUUUAAAUUAUACAGGGGUUGGUAAUGGUACCAGACAGCCUUUUCAACUAACUGAGGAGAUGCGUAGACUCGGCAUUUAUUCAAGACUUGAUCAAGUCUUUGAGGCUCCAUUUGCUGUCAAAGAAGUUUUGAUUAGCCAAUUUGGGCUGGAAUAUUCGUAUAUAGGGUCCAAAGAGACUGAUCAAAGAGCUGAUCAAAUAUCACGAAUAGGAAUUCAUGAUUUUUGGACACCAGAGAACCAUUACCGUUGGAUCAAAUCAAGAUAUGGUCCCAAUGUUUCUGCCAUGGUGGAAACGGUGAAUGGUUCUCGUCUUCUCUCCAAUAUGGAACUUGGAGAAGUUGACAUGCUCAAGGCCCAGAAAAGGGAGCUGGAUGAAGCUGCCUAUUCUUUGGAGGAGAACUUAAAUACAGUCAAGGUUGAGCUAAGAAACAAAGAAAAUGAAGCAGCAGAACUUGAAAAAAAAUAUGAGAGGCUUAUUAAUGCUUCGUUUCAAGAGAAGAGGAGAAGAGUUGAGAUGGAAAAGCUUGUUGAGCAGCGGAAGUUAAAGUUAAAAUCUUUGGAACGAGAGAAUGAUUUGGAUAGCACCAUUACUAACUUAAGUAAACAGGUUACGGAACUGAAGGUUCAGAGAUGCCAGUGUGCAGUUCAACUCAAGGAUUUACUAACUCAGGCUUAUGCUAAUCGAAGGCGUUAUGCUGAGCAGAGCAUGGCUUUAAUUGAGCUUGAGUUUAAGAUUAAAGAGAUGGAAACCAACGUGAAGCACCAGGAAAAGUUGGCUGAGGAAGCAUGUUUGCAUCAUGAGCACUGCAAAAAGAAAUUGGAGGAUUGCCGUGAUCAAUUAUCAGCUGCCAUGAGGCAUGCUGAAUCCAUCGCAUUGCUAACUCCUGAAUUGGAACAGGCAUUCAUUGAGAUGCCUUCCACCAUUGAAGAAUUGGAGGCUGCUAUACUAGACACUGUUUAUCAAGCCAAUUCUAUUCUUUGUCUUAACCCUAAUGCCCUCGAACAAUAUGAGACUCGCCAAAGAAAAAUAGAUUCUCUUUCAAAGAAACAUGAAAUGGAUGAAAAGGAAUUAAGUUGUCAUUUGAAUGAAAUUAAUGCUCUAAAGGAAAGUUGGCUUCCAACAUUGAGAGACCUUGUCUCUCAGAUAAAUGACACUUUCAGUCGUAAUUUUAGAGAAAUGGCUGUUGCAGGAGAGGUUUCAUUGGAUGAGCACGAUAUGGACUUUGAUAAAUAUGGGAUUCUAAUUAGAGUUCAAUUCAGGGAAACAGGACAACUUCAAAUUCUUAGUGCCCACCACCAAUCUGGAGGCGAGCGCUCUGUUUCAACUAUUCUUUACCUUGUUUCUCUUCAAGACCUAACCACUUGCCCUUUUAGAGUGGUUGAUGAAAUAAAUCAAGGAAUGGAUCCAGUUAAUGAAAGGAAAAUGUUUCAGCAAUUAGUCAGAGCAGCCAGCCAACGUAAUACACCACAGUGUUUCCUACUUACCCCAAAACUCUUGCCGAAUCUUGACUAUAGCGAUGCAUGCAGUGUUCUCACUGUAAUGAAUGGGCCAUGGAUUGAGCAGGCUUCCAAAGCCUGGAUCAAUGGAGAAAGCUGGAGAUCAGUGACGAGGAGGGCAUCAGAAGAGAGGUGUCACUAGGAAAUGUAAAUCAUGCAUGGAGAUUGCACCAUAUGCUUGCUGUUUUUGAGAGCUCCAGUAGUAGCUGAUUACUUGAAUCUGUUGUAUAUGUGUGUUUUGCUGAUAACCUGAAUCUAGAAAUCAUUCUGCCCUUCAACAUUUCUGAAGUUUCAAACAUCAAGUUCUUGUAGUAAGCUGUAAUAGGCUGUAUAUUGAUAUCAUUGCAGAAUGAUUGGUCAAUUCAUGGACAUUUCAAAUGCGUUGAAAAUUAUCCCUUUUUAGAACUUCAUUUCAUUUA